This is a messenger RNA of Penicillium canescens, 1635 nucleotides long. RefSeq lists its product as uncharacterized. Lineage: Eukaryota; Fungi; Ascomycota; Eurotiomycetes; Eurotiales; Aspergillaceae. The transcript is spliced from 4 exons. Bases 1 to 1635 code for a protein of 544 amino acids. Gene Ontology annotation, molecular function: transaminase activity; pyridoxal phosphate binding. The record is from RefSeq and is a predicted model, not a curated record.
AUGACUUCGAACGCUCCAACCCUUGCUGUCUUCUAUCAUGCUCAAAAUAUCGAACCUAACACCCGCGGCAGCUUCGGUAUAUACUCCGACCUAAUCCGUUCAAAUCCAGGAUCGACGAAGCCAGUCUGUGCUGGUAUCUGGGACCUUGACCUCGAUACGCCAUCUUCACCUUUCGUCGUGAUGCAAGAUGAGGUGAAAUAUGUUGUUAAAGGGAAGAUCGUUGUGAAGGACGAAGUGACCAGUGAAACACAUGUUUUGGUGCCCGGAUCUUUACUAUGGAUUCCAGCCGGGGCGAAGGUGUCGAUUGUCUCGUCGCAUGACCUGCGGGCAAUUUACUUUGAGUCUAGAUUUAUGGCGUCCGCUCAACACCCCGGCACCUCACAGGCAGAGGCAUUAAAGAUCAAGCUGAACGGACUUAUUGCUAAAUACGUGGAGCAAAAUCCAGCCUCAAAAAGGCUACACGAUCGGGCGCGACAGAGCCUACCAGACGGCAGCACCCGCUCGGUUCUGGCAUCGAGCCCCUUUCCCCUAUCCAUCAAAUCUGCACAGGGAUCGUGUCUCACUUCGGUUGACGAAAAAGUCUACGUGGAUUACGUAUCUGAUUUCACCGCCGGCCUUUUUGGUCACUCGAAUCCAACAAUUCAAGAAGCUAUCACUCAGGCUGCGAGCAAUGGGUUCAGUCUGGGAGCCGUGACCGAGCUAGAGGCUGAGCUUGCCGAGUCUCUCAAGGCACGAUUCUCUAGCAUUGAUCUCAUUCGGUUCUGCAACUCGGGCACUGAAGCAAAUACUUAUGCACUUGCGACUGCGCUGAACUAUACAGGACGCAAGAAGGUUCUUGUUUUUGACCGAGGUUAUCACGGCGGAACGCUCACGUUUGACAACGAGUCAAACCCACUCAACAUACCACAUGAAUAUAUCAUUGGAACUUACAACGACAUUGAGAAUACUCGCUCUGUUUUGGACUUCGAAAUCGGUGCCAUACUGGUGGAGCCAAUGCAGUGUUCCGGGGGCAUGCGUCCGGCUACUAAAGAGUUCCUGCUCUUCCUCCGAGAGGCAGCCAACAUCCUCGGGGCAGUGUUGAUUUUUGAUGAGGUGGUUACAUCCCGGUUGGACUAUCACGGUGUGCAGGGCAAGUUUGAAAUCAAACCCGAUAUGACUACCCUUGGCAAGUACAUCGGAGGUGGCAUGCCAUUCGGAGCCUUCGGAGGCAGGAGUGAAAUCAUGGGGCAGUUCAACUCUAAAUCGGGCGGUAGGAAGCAGUUGUCUCACUCCGGCACUUUCAAUAACAACAUCUUCACCAUGAGUGCAGCCGUCGCGGCAUCGAAGAUUGUGACCAAAGAAGCCAUCGACAAAACUAACAAGCUCGGGGAGAAAGCCCGUUUGGGCAUGAAUGCCAUUCUCCAGACAGAGAACAAAAGCAACAAAGUUACUGCUGUGGGCUGCGGAAGUUGUGUUGGAAUCCACUUCUCGGGACCCGAUGCUGAAGUUCUCCGUGAAAUAUGCUACUUUCACAAUAUUCUUCAAGGAUUGUGGAUCGGCCGUCGUGGCUUCUUAGCCUUCAAUUUCGCGCACACCGGAGCAGAUGUGGACGUCUUCCUCGCCUCUUUCAAGUCAUAUGUAGAUAUUUAUGUCUGA